Messenger RNA from Engraulis encrasicolus (European anchovy), 354 nucleotides. RefSeq names its product preproinsulin b (gene insb). The record is from RefSeq and is a predicted model, not a curated record. NCBI's taxonomy places the organism in Eukaryota, Metazoa, Chordata, Actinopteri, Clupeiformes, Engraulidae. Gene Ontology annotation, molecular function: hormone activity. Bases 1 to 354 code for a protein of 117 amino acids. Gene Ontology annotation, cellular component: extracellular region. The transcript has 2 exons.
AUGACCCGUUUACUGACAACGGCCCACGUGGUGCUGCUGCUUCUGCUUCUCUCCUCCCACGUCCCAGAAUGCAUCAGUGGGCCUACCAAGUACCUGUGCGGUCCCCACCUGGUGGAGGCCCUGUACCUGGUGUGUGGUGACCGUGGCUUCUACUACAGUACCGGAAAGAGGAGCAAGAGGGAUCUGCAGGCUCUCCUGGUUUUACUCUCCAAGUCUCCAGUCCCAUGGCGCCCGGGAAAGCACCCGGCGGAGACGGAGCGGAUGCACAUGGAGGUGCGGAAGAGGAGGGGAAUCGUGGAGCAGUGCUGCUUCAAGCCAUGCGGCAUCCACCACCUGCAGAACUACUGCGAAUGA